This is a messenger RNA of Eutrema salsugineum, 1135 nucleotides long. RefSeq names its product transcription factor bHLH94. The transcript has 3 exons. Bases 230 to 1135 code for a protein of 301 amino acids. Lineage: Eukaryota; Viridiplantae; Streptophyta; Magnoliopsida; Brassicales; Brassicaceae. Gene Ontology annotation, molecular function: DNA-binding transcription factor activity, RNA polymerase II-specific; RNA polymerase II cis-regulatory region sequence-specific DNA binding; protein dimerization activity. The record is from RefSeq and is a predicted model, not a curated record. Gene Ontology annotation, biological process: regulation of transcription by RNA polymerase II.
UUAAUAGUUUGUAAAAUCAAUUUUAAUAGAAUCUUUAUAUAGUUAAUUACAAGCGUAGAAUUUCUUAGUGGGUCUUAACCUUUUGCCUUUAUUUCCCCUUCAAGACAAAAAAAGAGAGCGACAAACACUUUCUGUCAUAAUUUUGUUGUUUCCUCUCUUUCUCUCGAUUUCUCGAUCACUUCUUUUCAUAUUUUUGAGUUGAACUUUUUAACAAUCUCUGGCUCCAACAAUGCCCUUAGAAUCUAUCUUGUACCCGCAAGAUCCAUACGGGUACCUCUCUAAUUGCAAAGAUUUCAUGUUCCACGACUUAUACUAUCAAGAAGAGGUAGUAGCUCAAGAUACGAAGAAGAACAUUGAUAAGUUAGGUCAAGAACAGAGCUUUGUGGAAAACGAUAAGGAGGAAGAUCUUCAAUGGCGAGACUACCAUCAUCAGUACCCUUUAAACACUUCGUUGGAAGAAGAGCUUGGUCUUCCCAUUGAUAUGGAGAAGCAUCCUCCUUUGCAGCAGAGGAGGAAGCGGAGGAGAACUAGAUGCAACAAGAACAAAGAAGAGAUAGAGAACCAGAGAAUGACUCAUAUCGCCGUCGAGAGAAAUCGCCGGAAACAGAUGAACGAGUACCUCGCUGUUCUGCGCUCUCUAAUGCCGUCGUCAUAUGCUCAAAGGGGAGAUCAAGCGUCGAUAGUAGGAGGAGCCAUUAACUACGUGAAGGAGUUAGAGCACAUCUUACAAUCUUUGGAGCCCAAUACGACCACGACCACGACACAUGAAGCCAACACUAGCACUAGCUCGUUAGUGGGUCCCUUCUCAGAUUUCUUCUCUUUCCCUCAAUACUCGACAAAGUCAUCAUCAGUAACGGAAAGCUCAUCUUCGCCGGCGGAGAUAGAAGUGACGAUGGCUGAAGGCCACGCCAACAUCAAGAUAAUGGUGAAGAAGAAGCCGAGGCAGCUUCUUAAGCUCGUAGCUUCGAUACAGAGCCUAAGACUCACUCUUCUUCAUCUAAAUGUUACCACUCUCGACAACUUGAUUCUCUACUCCAUCAGCGUAAAGGUUGAAGAAGGGAGCCAACUAAAUACGGUAGACGAUAUUGCCACAGCUUUGAAUCAAAUUAUAAGGAGGAUUCAAGAAGAGUCAUAA